Talaromyces rugulosus is the source of this 3075-nucleotide messenger RNA. RefSeq lists its product as uncharacterized. The record is from RefSeq and is a predicted model, not a curated record. Lineage: Eukaryota; Fungi; Ascomycota; Eurotiomycetes; Eurotiales; Trichocomaceae. Gene Ontology annotation, cellular component: MutLalpha complex. Gene Ontology annotation, molecular function: ATP binding; mismatched DNA binding; ATP hydrolysis activity. Gene Ontology annotation, biological process: mismatch repair. The transcript has 4 exons. Bases 1 to 3075 code for a protein of 1024 amino acids.
AUGUCUACAAUCAAGGCCAUCGAGGCCCGCUCCGUCCAUCAAAUCCAGUCCGGCCAAGUCAUCGUUGACUUGUGUUCGGUGGUCAAGGAGCUGGUCGAAAACAGCUUGGAUGCAGGCGCGACAUCAAUAGAGGUCCGAUUCAAGAAUGAUGGUCUGGACUUGAUCGAGGUGCAAGACAAUGGAAGUGGGAUCGCACCUCAGAAUUACGAGAGCAUUGCUCUCAAACACUAUACCUCAAAGCUUUCCUCCUAUGACGACCUGACGUCCUUGACGACUUUCGGAUUCCGCGGCGAAGCGCUCUCCUCUCUAUGUGCUGUCUCGGAUUUCCACAUCGUCACCGCCCAGGCAGAUCAAGCGCCGAAAGCGAACAAGCUCGAAUUCGAAAGAUCUGGGAAAUUGAAAAAUAAGCAGAUUGUUGCGGGGCAGAGGGGCACGACCUCGUCCGCCGUGAACUUGUUUAGUACCCUACCCGUGCGACGAAGGGAGCUGGAGAAGAACAUCAAGCGCGAGUUGGGAAAAGUGGUCACCUUACUGAACGAAUAUGCCUGUAUUAGCACUGGGGUUCGUUUCAAUGUCAAGAACACAGACGCAAAACGAAAGACGAUUAUGCUGCUCUCAACAAAGGCCAACGCCACGAUGAAAGAGAACAUUGCUAAUGUCUACGGGGCAAAGACACUAUUGACGCUGAUUCCACUGGAGCUUGAUCUUGAGUUCGAACCGUCGGCAACUGGGAAACGAGUGGAUCGUGAAUUAAAUGAAAUUCGGGUUCGCGGUCAUGUAUCGCGCCCUGUUGUCGGCGAAGGACGAGGAACGCGCGAUCGCCAGAUGUACUAUGUCAACUCGCGCCCUUGUGGUAUUCCACAGAUUGCCAAGGCUUUCAACGAGGUCUACAAGUCAUACAAUCUUUCCCAGGCUCCAUUCGUGCUCGCUGAUUUUCAGAUGGACACAAACGCAUACGAUGUGAAUGUAUCCCCUGACAAGCGAACAAUUCUUUUGCAUGAUUCCGCAGCGCUGAUUGAAUCGUUGAAAAAUGCUCUCGACAAGCUGUUUCAGGAGGCAGAACAGACAGUUCCUCAAUCGCAAAUCGUGGGCACAAAACAACAAGCUGGUAUCCGACAGCAUUUCCAGGAAGCUCCGGCCCCGACUGCUCCAGAAACAGACAAAGAGGAACCGGAGCCAAUCCAAGCACCUAACAAAAGUCGUGCAGUCACAGGUCAAGAAGAAGGAACUCAUUUGGCUAUACGUGGCGACCAGGCUUCUAACGAUAAAAAUAUACAUAGUGCAAGCCAGCUUACAGAAGAAACUACGGCUUCUUCAGCUACCCAAGAAGCUACAGUCGCAAGCACUGACAAAGAUGCGUCUUCUGAAAUUUCAGAAGACAACGAAGAUGCCGAGGACGCAGUUAAGAGAAUAAGAGCAAAGGCGGCUGAGAAUCCUCAAACUGGUGAUACAAGACCACAGUGGAGCUCGUCAGAAAAACCAAACGUGGUCCAGAAUGCCUUUGAUCGCAUGCGGUCGACGCGACCUCCAACCGAAGUAGCCACGAUUACGGUUGGGGACAAAACGGUCACCUCUCUUGUUGGACGAAGUUCGAUCAAGAAGAGGGAUUCUUUGACCGCAGGGCAUAGUGAAGGGAAACGAAAGUCCAAACGUCGAAUCCACACGCCGUCCAAGCCUAACAUUUUCGGUCAAAAUCUCAAGUCUUUUGCUGCACCGGGGGCCCAUGACGAGCCCUCUGCAGAGGAAGAUGAAUAUUCAGAAGCCGAAGAAGGCAGUGGUGAGAUCGAGAACGAAGAAGAUGAAGAAGAGGAGCAGGAGGGAGAAGAGGGAGAGGAGGGAGAAGAAGGAGAAGGGGAGGAAGAUGUUGAGAUGCCAGACGCUUCAACAGUGGUGGUCAAUACCAAUGAAAUUCCUAACAAUCAAGACGAUAUUGGAAGUGUUAGCAGUGUUCAGUCCGUCGAAGAAGAGGAUGCUGAGCCGCAGAGCAAUGACGAUAAUCCUGAUGAAUCCGAUGAGCAUUACAUCAACGACACCGAGAAAAAAACCAAAGAGGAAGCAAAGGUUCAAGCUCUCAUCCAGAAAGCAGAAGAAAAAGGCGGCCAACACAAUGACAACCACGUGAAACGGGGGAAGUACAUUGAAAAAGACCAACAGAGCCAAAGAGAUUCGACGAAGCAGCUUGUUGCGAGGAUCAAUAGCUCAAUUUCCAGAAUUCAAACUCAAAUGGAAAAACUACAUGAAGGGCUUGGGUCAUAUGGCCAAUCUGGUAUUCCUGAGGAGGAAGAAUCCGUUCGGGACAAAACGGGUGAAGAACGUCUGUCGUUGACUGUAUCCAAAGAUGACUUUGCAAAAAUGCGUGUGGCCGGCCAGUUUAACCUAGGUUUCGUGUUGGCCACGCGAUCCCAUGAAGCCAACGAGCAAACCGGGUCUAACAGGGACGAGCUUUUCAUCAUCGAUCAACAUGCCUCUGACGAAAAGUAUAACUUUGAGAAACUGCAAGCCGAAACCGUGGUGCAGAGUCAGCGUCUUGUGCGCCCUAAAACUCUCGACCUCACUGCAGUUGAAGAGGAGAUUAUUAGAGAAAACCAGCCAGCUCUAGAGAAAAACGGCUUUGUCAUUGAAAUAGACGACAGUAGGGACGAACCCAUUGGUCGAAGAUGCAAGCUCAUUUCUCUUCCGUUGAGCAAGGAAGUCGUCUUCGACAUACGAGAUCUUGAAGAACUCAUUGUGCUAUUGUCUGAAGCACCAACGAGCAACGGCUCCAAAUCCGAUGUUUACGUUCCACGACCCAGCAAAGUUCGCAAGAUGUUUGCCAUGCGCGCAUGCCGGUCAAGUAUCAUGAUCGGCAAAACCCUGACCGUGAGGCAGAUGGAAAAAGUGGUUUGGAAUAUGGGCACAAUCGAUAAACCCUGGAAUUGCCCACACGGGCGUCCAACGAUGCGCCAUCUCAUGAGUUUGGGGUCGUGGAACGAGUAUGAUGAAUACAAAGACCGGGGAGACAUUGCUUCGAAUAGCACAUCAGACAGCCCUUGGAGCAGGUUUUACGAAUGGCGGACUCGGGAAGAAAAUGAAUAA